Molecule: messenger RNA, 3000 nt
Organism: Penaeus indicus
Lineage: Eukaryota; Metazoa; Arthropoda; Malacostraca; Decapoda; Penaeidae
Product: heat shock 70 kDa protein cognate 4-like
Exons: 2
Coding region: 89-1996 (635 amino acids)
Cellular component (GO): cytosol; cytoplasm; nucleus
Molecular function (GO): ATP-dependent protein folding chaperone; ATP binding
Source: RefSeq, a predicted model, not a curated record
CAGCAACAGGCGGCGUGCGGCACCACUCCUCUCCCGACGACGAAGGAGGUCACACGCUUCAAGAUAAAAAGGUCUCAAUUCCGACAUCAUGGUUAAGGCAGUGGGAAUCGACCUGGGAACAACGUACUCCUGCGUCGGAGUCUUCCAGCAUGGCAAGGUGGAGAUCAUCGCCAACGACCAAGGCAACCGCACCACGCCUUCCUACGUCGCCUUCACGGACACAGAGCGCCUCAUUGGAGAUGCGGCCAAGAAUCAGGUCGCUAUGAAUCCCAAUAACACUGUGUUCGAUGCCAAACGAUUGAUUGGGAGGAAAUUCGAAGACUCGUGUGUGCAGGGGGACUUGAAGCACUGGCCCUUCAACGUGAUCAGCGAUGGAGGCAAACCCAAGAUCGCGGUGGAGUACAAAGGAGAGAAGAAGACCUUCUUCCCAGAGGAAAUCUCUUCGAUGGUUCUCAUCAAGAUGAAGGAAACAGCAGAAGCCUAUCUGGGAGGAAUCGUCAAAGAUGCGGUUAUUACCGUUCCUGCAUAUUUCAAUGAUUCGCAGAGACAGGCAACUAAGGAUGCUGGUACAAUUGCCGGCCUCAAUGUCUUGCGUAUUAUCAAUGAGCCAACAGCAGCCGCCAUUGCGUAUGGCCUUGACAAGAAAGUGGGAGGUGAACGAAAUGUUCUUAUCUUCGAUCUGGGAGGUGGGACGUUCGAUGUCUCAAUCCUUACUAUUGAGGAUGGCAUCUUCGAAGUGAAGUCAACAGCUGGAGACACUCACCUGGGAGGCGAGGACUUCGACAACAGACUUGUCAACCACUUCAUGAAUGAAUUCAAGCGCAAGUUCAAAAAGGACUUCACCGACAACAAGCGUGCUGUUCGCCGCCUUCGCACAGCAUGUGAACGAGCGAAGAGGACACUUUCUUCAUCUACGCAGGCCAGCAUCGAGAUCGAUUCCCUGUGUGAUGGCGUGGAUUUCUAUACCUCCGUCACUCGUGCUCGCUUUGAGGAACUAUGCGCCGAUCUUUUCCGUGGAACGCUUGAACCCGUUGAAAAGUCUCUCCGCGACGCUAAGAUGGACAAGGCUCAGAUCCAUGAAAUCGUUUUGGUGGGUGGAUCCACAAGGAUACCAAAGAUCCAAAAACUCCUGCAAGACUUCUUCAACGGAAAGGAGCUGAAUAAGUCCAUCAACCCAGACGAGGCCGUUGCUUAUGGAGCUGCUGUCCAGGCGGCUAUCUUGGUAGGAGACAAGUCUGAGGCUGUACAGGACCUGCUACUUUUGGACGUAACUCCCCUCUCAUUGGGCAUUGAAACAGCGGGUGGCGUGAUGACCGCUCUCAUCAAACGCAACACAACCAUUCCCACGAAGCAGACCCAGACGUUCACGACCUAUUCCGAUAACCAGCCAGGAGUGCUCAUCCAAGUGUACGAGGGCGAGCGAGCCAUGACCAAGGACAACAAUCUCUUGGGGAAAUUCGAGCUCGCCGGCAUUCCUCCGGCUCCGCGAGGCGUGCCGCAGAUCGAAGUCACAUUUGACAUUGAUGCCAACGGCAUUCUAAACGUCUCUGCCAUUGACAAGUCGACUGGCAAAGAAAACAAGAUCACCAUAACCAAUGACAAGGGUCGUCUCUCCAAGGAAGAGAUCGAACGCAUGGUUCAUGACGCCGAGAAGUACAAGGCGGACGACGAAAAGCAGCGGGAACGCAUUUCUGCCAAGAACAGCCUCGAGUCCUACUGCUUCAACAUGAAGUCGACAGUGGAGGACGAGAAAUUCAAGGAUAAGGUCGCCGAGGAAGAUCGCAACAAAAUCCUUGAAGCCUGCAAUGAAACCAUCAAGUGGCUUGAUGCCAAUCAGCUUGGGGAGAAGGACGAAUAUGAACACAAACAGAAGGAGGUUGAAAAUAUCUGCAACCCCAUCAUCUCGAAGAUGUACGCGGCUGCAGGAGGAGCCCCAGGCGGUGCCUCAGGAAGAGGUGCAUCAGCCAGUGGCCCAACCAUCGAGGAGGUCGAUUAACUUGAUUCAUUCCUAUUACAGAGACCCCUUUUUCACUGUAUACCCCACUUUUUCCUGUCAAAAAAUGUUCUAUAUUCUCAGAUUGUAUGUAUACAUGUGGAUAUUUAUUGUUGCAGCUACUUUGAGGAAAGAAGGCAUUAUUUUUGUGAAAGAUAUGUUGAUAAUUGGAAAAUCAAGCCGUACAUUUUAGUUUGUGAGGAAAAAAAGUGAUGAAUAUAUUGGUUUGCUAUUAUGUUUUCUUUUAUAUUCAGUGGUUCUUACAUUUUCAGUUGCUUGUUCAGGAAAGUUUUCAAAGAUUUCAAUUUUGUUCUCUAUUUAUGAAUUAUAUGCUAAUCACACCUUAAAGUUACCCAGCCUAGUUUGUAAGAUAAUUUAUUUUUUCUUUAUGAAUAUUGAAUGGAUAAUAACACUUAUAACUGAUCAAAUGUCACUGUCACUUGUCGACUUGCAAAUUAAUCGUUCAGCCAUCUGCAACAAAUAUUGUCACGUAUUUAGGAAAAUUUAAGAUAAAUUGUAAACUCGGAUUGCUUUGAAACAUUCCAUAUACCACUUUAUUUGAUUUUUGGAACAAUAUAAAAGGAAAAGCUUCAUUAUUUAUUUUUAUGAAAGAUAACCUGCUUAAUUGUUCCAGUGUAAAGGAAUUUCAUUAUUUUUAAUGACGUAACUGAUUCACUUUAAUUUCCAGUGUUUAUUUCUGCAUACAGCACGUGGUUCACCUAACUUACUUGUUACUGCAUGAUAGGACCAUAAAUAAUAAUUUCAUGUUCUGAAACUUUACAUUUAGUAUUUUGACGCUUCAUGGAACAAAGCAAAAGAUUCUUGUUUAUUUAGGGGUGAAUGUGCUUCUUUCGAGAAAAGUACAAUAUAGCCUUGCAGAACCCUAAACAAAAAUAGUAGACGUUCUUAAGAAUAACAAGUUAUUACAGGAAAUUAUAUAUGCAACAUUUAUUACUAUAUCAUCACAGUUUAUUACGUCAUUUUGGACCAAUAAAGUCUAAAAAGUA